This is a messenger RNA of Nelumbo nucifera (sacred lotus), 2826 nucleotides long. Its product is annotated as WEB family protein At5g55860-like. Gene Ontology annotation, biological process: chloroplast avoidance movement; chloroplast accumulation movement. The record is from RefSeq and is a predicted model, not a curated record. Gene Ontology annotation, cellular component: cytosol. NCBI's taxonomy places the organism in Eukaryota, Viridiplantae, Streptophyta, Magnoliopsida, Proteales, Nelumbonaceae.
CAAACUUUCAAACCCCCACCUCCCCAUCUCUCUCUCUCUCUCUCUCUUCUGCAACUUCUGUCAUUUUCCGUCAGCCCCUCUCGGAUUCCGGACACGCUCAAUCCACGAAAGGAUAUUUUCAAAAUUCUGCAAAUCAUUUAAUUCCGCUUCUCUCUACCGACGAGGAGGAGGAACCCGUUAUUUGGUUUUCGGGAGCUUUGACGGAUCCGAAAGGUCUUCUCUCGUGCUUCGUGUUGGUUUAGGAGAUUUAUAGAGUUUUGAUCCUCGGGCAGGGGGAAUAUAGUAAAACAAGAUGAUCGGAGAAGUGGAAGAGGAUUCGUUGUCGUUGAUUACUCCAUUAUUUAAGCCUGUACAUGGUUAUUAUUGGACGGAGAUUCUUAGAUAGAUCUUUUCGUGAUUACUCGCGUUUUUUAGGGUUAUAACCCUCGCUCCUCGCUUCCGGAUACGCUUUGAUUAGGGUUUUCGGCUAAGUAAUUUUCAGACCUGAAAUUAAUACAGGCCAUCUAGUACAAGAACCGGAUAAAAACGUCAUUUUCACAACAAAGAGAUUAAAGGAAUAAUUGGGUGGACAUUGGAGGACAACAAAAGCAUAUAAAGCAAUGGAGAAGAGCAAUAUGAGCACAAAAGAUCGCCAAAAUACUACAGGUUCUCCAAGAGCAGAGGUGGGAGAGAUAGAUACCAGGGCACCAUUUCAGUCUGUCAAAGAUGCUGUUAAUUUGUUCGGUGUAGGAGCUUUCUCAGGGGAGAAACCUAUCAUUAAAAAGUCAAAACCUCCUAUAGAGAGGGUGUUCGCAAAGGAGACCCAGCUUCAUUUGGCCAAAAAAGCACUAAACAAGCUCAAAGAACAGUUGAGAAAUGCUGAAACCACCAAGGUCCAAGCACAUGCUGAGCUUGAAAAGGCCAAAAAAACUGUUGAGGAUCUGACAAACAAGCUCAAAACUGUAAACGAAUCCAAGGAGUGUGCAAUUAAAGCAACAGAAGGAGCUAGAAAUCAGGUUAAGCAACUAGAAGAGGAAAAUUCUACAGGCCUUGCAGGAACUGGUGGUGCUUGGAAACAGGACUUUGAAAGGACAAGAGAACAGUAUACUGCUGCUAUGACUGAGCUUGAUGCUGCAAAACAGGAACUCAGUAAAAUCCGCCAAGAUUUUGAGGCAUCCAUGGAAGCAAAAGUUGCUGCCAUCCAGCAAGCAGUAGAGGCUGAAGGUGCAGCGAAUACUUGCAAAGAGAGGGCUAGUGAACUCUCAAAGGAGAUAGUGGCAGCACAAGAAUCACUUAUCCAUGUAAAGCUUGCUUCUUUGCAAGCCCAGGAGGAGCAGGCAAAUAUUAUUGCAGAAAAAGAUGCUCAACGGCAGUCUUACAAAGCUGCUCUGGAAGAAGCAGAGAAGAAGCUUCAAUCCAUAAAAAAGGAGUUCGACCCCGAACUUACCAGGAACCUUGAGGCAAAGCUAGCUGAAACAGCUGCUGAGAUAGGGUCUCUGCAAAAGGAGAUUGAAGAUGUCCGGGCUUCUGAUUUGGAUUCAGUGAAAACUGUGACACUAGAUCUUGAUGAUGCCAAAGAGGCACUGCAAAAAGUGGCAGAAGAAGAGAGCUCCCUCCGGAGCUUGGUGGACUCCCUUAAGCUGGAGCUAGAGAGCAUUAAGAAAGAGCAUUUAGAAUUAAAGGAGAAAGAAACUGAAACUGAAUCUGUUGCUGGGAAUCUUCAUGUCAAGCUCAGGAAAAGCAAGGCUGAGCUUGAGGCAGCCCUUGCUGAAGAAUCUAAAGCAAAACGUGCUUCUGAUGAACUGAUCUCAACACUGCUGCAGCUAACAUCAGAAUCUGAAAAUGCAAAGACUGAAGCAGAAGCCAUGAUGAAAAAGGCAGAAGAGCUGAGGGAGGAAGCUCAAGCUACCCAGAUUGCUCUAGAAGAAGCAGAAGAGAAGCUACAGGUUGCAUUGAAGGAGGCUGAAGAAGCAAAAGCGGCAGAGGCAAAAGCCCUUGAUCAGAUUAAGGAUUUGUCUGAAAGAACAAAUGCAGCUCGUGCAUCAACAUCUGAAUCUGGUGCCAAUAUCACAAUAUCAAAGGAGGAGUUUGAAUCUUUGAGCCGGAAAGUUGAGGAGUCUGAUAAGUUGGCCGAAAUGAAAGUAGCUGCUGCAAUGGCUCAGGUGGAAGCCGUGAAGGCAAGUGAAAAUGAAGCUCUCAAGAGGUUGGAGGCAAACGAGAAGGAGAUUGAGGAGAUAAAAGCUGCAACGGAGGAGGCUUUGAAGAGGGCAGAAUUGGCAGAGGCAGCAAAGAGGGCAAUAGAAGGAGAGCUAAAGAGGUGGCGUGAGAGAGAGCAAAAGAGGGCAACUGAAGCUGCAAGCCGGAUUCUGGCAGAGACACAGAUGCCUGUGGAAACAUCUCUGCACAAUGCCCACCACCACCACCACCACAUUCAGAAGCAUAACCCAUCAGAGAACGUUUCUUCAAUCCGUAAGAUGGACAAGGAUAAAAUACCUGUGGCAAUGAAGGCAUUGAUACCAAAUUUGAGCGGCGUCUUCCAUCAUCAUAAGAAGAAGAGCCAACUUGAGGGUGGGUCUCCCUCGUAUCUCCCUGGUGAGAAACCUGUGUGAAUUUUGUUUAGCCAUGAAUAUGAUUGUCUGUGCACGUGUGAAUGGGGUCAUGAAGGAAAAAAAAAAAAAAAAAAAACAUCCAUAAUAUGCCUUGCUUUUUGUAUAUUGGGAAUGUAGAUCACUCUGUUUUUUUCCUUCCUUUUGUCUAUCUGUCUCUGUCAUGAGAGGGAGAAAAAAAUAAGAGAACGAGACUGAAUUUAUUGCUCAUAAAUCUUCUUAAGCCUAUCACAUUUUGUAA